AUGAAGAACCCCGCAACAUCUUUCCACAUUGCUGUCUUCCUUGUUAUUAGCUUCGCCUUCUUUUCGUCUCCUUCUCGCGCGAACUCAUGUAAUGGUCCCUGCCAAACACUUGAUGAUUGUGACGGCCAAUUGAUUUGCAUCAUUGGAAUUUGCACCGAAGACCCCCAAGUGGGCACACACAUAUGCGGCAAUUCGCCUCCGUCUCCAUCUAGUGGCGGAUGUCAGCCUUCAGGCACUAUGUCUUGCAACGGACAAUCUUACCCAAAAUAUGAUUGCUCCCCGCCCGUGACAUCCUCAACUCGAGCCACCUUGACAAAUAACGACUUCAGCAAAGGAGGUGAUGGUGGAGGCCCGUCGGAGUGUGAUGACAGUUACCACGAGAAUUCCGAGCUGAUUAAUUCCGAAUUGAUUGUUGCACUAUCAACAGGGUAGCAUGCUAAUGGAUCUCGUUGAGGUGAUAGGAUUAGUAUAACGUCUAUGAGAACUUGGAAGAGCGUGAUGGCCAAAGUGGUUGACGAAUGUGACUCAAGGUGUGGGUUUGACGAUGAACAUGAUUAUCAGCCAUCGUGCAAGAACGACAUUAUUGAUGGGUCGGAUGAUGUGUGGCAUGCUUUGGGGUUGGACAUAGAUGUGGGUGAAGAGGAUGUGCCUUGGUCCAUGGCAGAGUUUUUUGGCCGCCGAUAUGUCCUCAUACUUUUCUGUAUACGAAAACCAUCCCUCCCUCGCUUUGCUAUGAAGGCCAUGCCCACCGAGAAUUCUAGAGUGACAGAAACUUACCUCUGA
Rhodamnia argentea is the source of this 783-nucleotide messenger RNA. RefSeq names its product kiwellin-like. Lineage: Eukaryota; Viridiplantae; Streptophyta; Magnoliopsida; Myrtales; Myrtaceae. The record is from RefSeq and is a predicted model, not a curated record. The transcript is spliced from 3 exons.